Molecule: messenger RNA, 996 nt
Organism: Homarus americanus (American lobster)
Lineage: Eukaryota; Metazoa; Arthropoda; Malacostraca; Decapoda; Nephropidae
Product: serine/arginine repetitive matrix protein 1-like
Exons: 2
Coding region: 1-996 (331 amino acids)
Source: RefSeq, a predicted model, not a curated record
AUGGCCUUGAGGAGUGGCAUGGGUAUGAAUGUGGGUGUAAACAUGGGCAUGAGCGUGGGUGUAAGCAUGGGCAUGAGCGUGGGUGUAAGCAUGGGCAUGAGCGUGGGUGUAAGCAUGGGCAUGAGCGUGGGUGUAAGCAUGGGCAUGAGCGUGGGUGUAAGCAUGGGCAUAGGUCGCCGUCACACCAGUCGACGUCACACCAGGUCGCCGUCACACCAGGUCGACGUCACACCAGGUCGCCGUCACACCAGGUCGACGUCACACCAGGUCGCCGUCACACCAGGUCGCCGUCACACCAGGUCGACGUCACACCAGGUCGCCGUCACACCAGGUCGACGUCACACCAGGUCGCCGUCACACCAGGUCGACGUCACACCGGUCGCCGUCACACCAGGUCGACGUCACACCAGGUCGCCGUCACACCAGGUCGACGUCACACCAGGUCGCCGUCAGCAGGUCGCCGUCACACCAGGUCGCCGUCACACCAGGUCGACGUCACACCAGGUCGACGUCACACCAGGUCGACGUCACCCAGGCCGUCACACCAGGCCGUCACACCAGGUCGACGUCACACCAGGUCGCCGUCACACCAGGUCGACGUCACACCAGGUCGACGUCACACCAGGUCGCCGUCACACCAGGUCGACGUCACACCAGGUCGCCGUCACACCAGGUCGACGUCACACCAGGUCGACGUCACACCAGGUCGCCGUCACACCAGGUCGACGUCACACCAGGUCGCCGUCACACCGGUCGUCACACCAGGUCGACGUCACCAGGUCGCCGUCACCAGGUCGACGUCACACCAGGUCGCCGUCACACCAGGUCGCCGUCACACCAGGUCGACGUCACACCAGGUCGACGUCACACCAGGUCGCCGUCACACCAGGUCGCCGUCACCAGGCCACCGUCACACCGAGCAGCUAUAACACCAGUUGUUUACUUUCUGUUCACCUGUUGUUCACCUGCCGUUCACAUGCCGUUCCUCCCUGUUGA